Messenger RNA from Psilocybe cubensis, 300 nucleotides. RefSeq lists its product as uncharacterized. The record is from RefSeq and is a predicted model, not a curated record. The transcript has 3 exons. Lineage: Eukaryota; Fungi; Basidiomycota; Agaricomycetes; Agaricales; Agrocybaceae. The coding region runs from base 1 to 300 and encodes 99 amino acids.
AUGUCGCCGUUCACCCUAUCCAGCAAGCGUCAGAUUAACCAGCAAGCACCGUCAGUUGCCCUCAACACUCACCAUUGCACAGACCUUAGGAGCGGAUUUGGAGUCCGGUGGAUCCAACUUGGUGACAGAGGCGGGCGGAGAAUCCACUUCCAAGUUAUUCUUCUGUUACUUACCAUCGUUUAUCGUGUCGACACCGUCUUGUACCUUUCCAGAAACCUUCCUAUCAACCCCACACGCUGUCAGUCGUCAUGGCGGAUGGGUCGAGAGGACGUCCUGUCAAGCGAGAAGCGGAGUGAGUAG